UAAGAAUAAAAAAGCAUGAGUAAUGCAAAAGCCUACUGUCUCAUUUCAUCCUGCUUUAUGUGAUUGUUAAUCAAAUUCUUGUAUGUUAGAUCCUAUUGUGGUGUUAACACAGGAUAUUUUACAACAUUUGGUAUCAGAGCUUAACCAGGGAACUGAUCCACUAUGGCCGGAGAAACUGGAGAACAAUCACAGGUGAAGACUGAUACUUUCUCCUUGAAGUAUCCUAUGCUCACAAGGAGUAAUUAUGCAGCUUGGGCCAUCAAAAUGGAGGUGUUUAUGAUGGCUCAAGGGGUGUGGGAUGCAAUAGAGGCAGAAGGUGCUGUUGAGACACGUAAAGAUAAAAUGGCCUUAGCUGCCAUCUAUCAAGGCAUCAGUGAGGACACCUUGUUGCAGUUAGGAGCCAAGAAGACGGCUAAGGAAGCCUGGAACAUGCUCAAGAUUAUGAACCAAGGGGCUGAAAAGGUGAAGGAGGUGCGAACCCAAUCUCUUCAGAGAGAUUUUGAGACUCUAAGGAUGACAGAUGGGGAAAGCAUUGAUGACUAUGCUGCAAAACUACAGAUCAUUGUGAGUAAGUUGAGAGGGCUAGGGAACCAGGUAGAAGAAGAAACUGUGGUUAAGAAGUUCCUGAGAUCAACCUCAUCCAAGUUUCUGCAGAUUGCAUCCACUAUUGAGGAGUUUGGAGAUCUGAAAACCAAAACAUGUGAAGAUGUUAUUGGCUCACUCAAGGCAUAUGAAGAAAGGACUCAUUGCCAUGGUUCAAGAGAUGAUGAGACUGUUUUGCUUACCCAGGCAGAGUGGAAAGCAAGAGAAGACCAAAAACAUCAAAAGGAGAAUUCUAGAGAUCAAAGAAGUACUAGAGGAGGAAGAGGCAGAGGCCGCGGUAGGGGGAGAGGAAGUAGCAGCUCGCACAACAAGGAGGAAGAACCACAACCAAAAAAGAAGUUUGAUAAAUCAAAGAUAAAAUGUUAUGCUUGUGGAAAAAUGGGGCACUUUGCUUAUGAAUGUCCAGAAGAAGAGGGAGGAGAUCAAGUGAAUCUGACUGAAAAGGAGGAACAAGAAGAACCAGCAUUGUUGAUGAUAGAGAUUUGUGAAUUAACCAAAUCUCAGAUCAUAAACAAUGAAGAAGCAAGGCAAGAGAGUAUAAAGGAGAGGUCAGAGUGGUAUCUUGAUACAGGUGCUAGCAAUCACAUGACUGGAGAUAAGGGUUGCUUCACAAAUAUGGAUCACACCAUCAAAGGAAAGGUAAGGUUUGGAGAUGGAUCUAUCAUUAAUAUACAUGGUCUAGGCUCAGUACUUUUUAAAUGUAAUAAUGGAGAGCAUCUGAGUCUAAACAAUGUGUACUACAUACCUAAGUUGAAAAGUAAUAUCAUCAGUUUGGGGCAACUUGAUGAGAAUGGAAACCGUGUGGUCAUAAAGGAGGGUCACUUGAGAGUAUAUGACUAUAAUAACAGACUCAUGUUCAAGGUGAAGAGACAAGGUAACAGACUAUUUGUUGCUAAGCUGCAAAUAGCACAAAAGGUCUGUCUAAUGCUGAGCAUGACUGAUAAGGCAUGGUUAUGGCAUGCAAGGUAUGGCCACUUGAACUUUCAGGCUUUAAGAAGACUGACAACCAACAAGAUGGUGGAUGGAGUUCCAGAAAUAAAUCACUCAAAUAUGGUAUGUGAUGGAUGCACACUGGGAAAACAACACCGGAGUUCAUUUCCUGACAGAGCAAACUUCAGAGCUAAACAACAGCUUGAAUUGGUGCAUGGAGAUCUAUGUGGUCCUAUCACACCACCUACACCAGGAGGAAACAGGUACUUUAUGUUGCUUGUUGAUGAUUAUUCACGGUUUAUGUGGAUAUAUCUUCUAAAAAGUAAGGAUGAAGCCUUUGGAGCAUUUAAAACAUUCAAAAGACUGGCAGAAAAUGAAGUUGAAAAGAAGUUAAAAUGUUUUAGAACAGAUAGGGGGGGUGAAUUUACAUCUUUUGAGUUCAAAAAGUUUUGUGAAGAUGAAGGUGUGGUAAGACACCUCACAGCACCAUAUUCACCCCAACAGAAUGGGGUAGUAGAGAGGAGAAAUCAAACAGUUCUAGAGAUGACUAGAAGCAUAAUGAAAAGUAAGAAUGUGCCAGCCAAGUUUUGGGGAGAGGCUGUCAAAACCUCAGUUUAUAUUUUAAAUAGAGCCCCAACCAGAAGUGUUGAAGGAAUGACGCCCUAUCAAGCCUGGUAUAAGAGGAUUCCAAAUGUGCAACACUUACGCGUAUUUGGAUGUCUUGCUCAUACCAAAGUUACAUCACCUCAUCCUAGUAAGCUUGAUGAUAGGAGUAUUGUCACUAUUCUGCUGGGGUAUGAAGGAGGUUCUAAAGCCUAUAAACUGCUGGAUCCUGUAAAAGAGAGAGUAAUUGUAAGCAGAGAUGUUGUAUUUGAGGAAGAAAAGGGUUGGUCAUGAAAGAACAAUCAAGAAGAAGAAGGAAAUGCAGAUAGAGUCACCUUCACAGUUCAUGUGAGUGAAGACAGAGUUGGAAAUAAUGAUGCUACUUCCACUGCAGAUGAAGAUGAAGAGGAGUCCUCAUAUCAAACCUCCCCUUACAGCACACCAAGGUCAAACACAAGCUCAUCUGAAGGACACUUAAACUUCAGAUCACUUCAGGAAAUCUAUGAUGCCACCAGAGAACUGGAUGAAGAAGCUGGUUUGUGUUUCUUGUCUAUUGAGGAACCCUCAAGCUAUGAAGAAGCUGCAGGAAACAUGAAUUGGAAAGAAGCUAUGGCACUAGAGAUUAAUUCCAUACAGAAGAAUGGAACAUGGGAACUCUCAGAUUUACCAAGAAAUCAAAAGGCCAUUGGCUUGAAGUGGGUAUUCAAGCUUAAGAAGAGUCCAGAAGGGAAAAUAAUCAAACACAAAGCCAGAAAGGAACCCAAAACUUGGAGAACUUCCACGGUUCCCGGACGGCAUUCAACCAGGGACGGAUCCAGGAUUUUGAGUCAAGGGGGGCGAAAUUUUUUUUAUUAGUGUAGGGGGCAGGAAAAAAUUGCUAGUGUAGCGG
Molecule: messenger RNA, 3025 nt
Organism: Cuscuta epithymum
Lineage: Eukaryota; Viridiplantae; Streptophyta; Magnoliopsida; Solanales; Convolvulaceae
Source: the annotation of a GenBank genome assembly